AUGGAAGUCGAGGUGAGUUGAAAGAGCGACCUUCGGUAUCGAGGUGUUCGGUAUCGAGGUGCGCUAGAAUUUGGCCCCAUUUUUUGUGGCUUUGUUCGAUGACAAUACGAUCAGUAAUCACUUCUGUAGAUUUUUUUGAAGGUUAUGCCGAGAGGAUGGAAUUACGAAAAGCAAAUUGUUUCAAACGUCAUGCAUAGGCUAUAUACCCUGUAGAUGUAACAAAACGCGACACUUUCAAGUGGAAAGUUAUUGUACACGGCGAACAACUUGAUAGUUGACGAAAGUUGAUAGGAUUACUGUAACAUAGAGGAACUGCAUGAUGAUAAGAAAACAUCGUGGUUAUCAGAUGUUCUUCCACACUCUUAAUGGAUUGUUAUUGCAAAUUUUAAUUAAAUUCUCCAUCCGAUACGCAGAUUUAUUUAGGUUCCAUAACAGAUUUUGAAAUGUGGGCCAAGGCGAGCAAGACUCGGAAUAGCUGGUCUAAGUAGGUUAUUAGGCACGUAGAGAUGAAUGGUUUAACUAAUGUCUAGAACGCUGGUUUUUUGAAAAUGUAAUUCACGACUGAACCAAGUCAUACAAAACCCGUAUUUUUCUAUGGUAUCUUCAACAAUGUUUAUAGAAUUUUGUUUUAUCACCAUAAUGUAAAAUAACUAGUGCUUUUGAACAACGGCCUGCACAUGGUAUAACACAACGUUUCUAAGGUUGAAGUCUUUUUUUCAAGGCGCAACCAUCAACUUCUACGUGUUUAGUCAUGUAUUUGGGCAAUCGAUUUAUUGCCUUGUUCGUCUUGGUGCACCUUUCAAACUCUGUUUAUUGCUCAUGAGGACCAAUGAAACCCAAAUACGUAUAAAAAGAGAUCGCUUCCCGGCUGACGGUAUAGUGCAUCUGAGGCAGAGUUAACCUGUAAGGCGUUUCAUUAUUGUGUUCGAACAGAACGUUGUGGACAUGUACAUUUUCAAAAAAUGUUUUUUGUCAUAAGUCGGUCAUGAUGGCAUAAAAACUAUACAAAAACGAUUACUGGCCGUGCUAGCAUCGAACGAAGCCAUAAAAACAUGAAAUCAAAUUCUAGGACGAUGCCUUGUUUAGGGUUGCUUCAGAAACUCGCAAAGUCUCUUUUAAUUACGUUCAUAAAAACCGAAAAGGUCUUAAAAUGUGCAUCUUUUUAAUCAUUUUGCUUCUACAUUGUUAGAAAUUGUUGGAUGGAUUAAUCAGGGCUCCAUUUAUAAAGUAAAGUUGUCUAUAAGUCAAAGAGAUUGGCCGGUCCCCAGAGAUCUAUACAUUCAUCUUUUUUUAGGUGGUGGAGAAUGUCUCGCCCAUCUCCGACGCCGCCAAGAUGUUGCAUGAUAUGGAUGUUCCACCAUUAUUGCGUCGAAAUUACAUCAAAACGGGUUAUCGACCAUUGAACCGAGAGUUACAGUACUAUGUGAAAUCAGCUUUCAGUUGGCACAAUGAAGUGGUAGGUAAACGCAAAUAAAAACACAUACAGAUUAACAUCUGGACACAUGCCAUUCCAUUGAUCCUUUUGUAUUUGUUCUACAUUCUGCCGGAACUUACGUAUGAUCGUCCACGAGCUACCGUACUCUUUACUUACUUUGGAGUCGCUUCAGUAUUUUUCUGUUCGGCGAUGACCCAUCUUAUGGUUGGUCGCUUUUUUCUUUUUAUAAGCAUUAUUUUGCAGCACAGUAGAUCUCCUUUGGAUCAUAUUUUCUGGCUUUUGGUGGACUUUUCUGGGAUUGGUGUCUUCUCCUUGGCGAUUGGAGUUCAACGAUUUCUCUCAAGGCCCUACAAUUCUAUGCUGUUCACAACUGUAAGUGAUCUUUAGGACAUUUCAGAUUAACUGUAACAUCCAUAGUUCUACAUUCCCACUUUGACCGGCGUCGUCCUUUUGCAAUAUCUAACCACCUCUGGCUUCUUCGUUCUCCGUCCUCUUUGGAAGACACGACAUACGAUACGUAUUGUGUGUUGCGCAAUCGUCGUAUUCUGGAUUUACAUUCCGCUUCUAGGGCGAUACUGGGAAGGACACGAAGACAUGACCGUCCAUACCCGAGCACUCCAAUGGUUGGUACUCUCCGGGAUCUUUAUGGGUGCCCAUUUCCCCGAAUGCUGUGCUCCUGGAUGUUUUGAUCUCGUUGGAUAUGGCCAUCAAGUGAGUCAAGGAUCUCUGACUAAUCGUGUUCAGCUGUUCCACAUCUGCAUUAUGCUUGUGACUUGGUGUCUCUGCGAGUCCGCCCACAAGGAUUGCGUACGCAGAACCACCGGAGAAUUAGGAAUCUGGGGAGAUUCCCUGACCAAGCCUUUGAUUGGGGUCAUGAUAUUGGCCUGCUUGACUUGUGCAAUUACUACAAUCGCUCUUGUCUAUCAAGCCAAGUCUCAGAUCAAAGAACACAUGAACUCUCAAAGAUCCAGGGCUUCGAAAAUAGAGAAAACCAAGUAA
This is a messenger RNA of Bursaphelenchus xylophilus (pine wood nematode), 2434 nucleotides long. The record is from the annotation of a GenBank genome assembly. NCBI's taxonomy places the organism in Eukaryota, Metazoa, Nematoda, Chromadorea, Rhabditida, Aphelenchoididae.